This is a messenger RNA of Lepus europaeus (European hare), 1324 nucleotides long. RefSeq names its product ribonuclease P and MRP subunit p25 (gene RPP25). Gene Ontology annotation, biological process: tRNA 5'-leader removal. Lineage: Eukaryota; Metazoa; Chordata; Mammalia; Lagomorpha; Leporidae. The record is from RefSeq and is a predicted model, not a curated record. Gene Ontology annotation, molecular function: RNA binding. Gene Ontology annotation, cellular component: ribonuclease MRP complex. The transcript has a single exon. Bases 110 to 709 code for a protein of 199 amino acids.
CGUCCGCGCGGCCCCGGGCCCUUACCCCUGCCGGGCGCGGCCGCGGCCAUGCAGCCCCGGGGCUGAGGCGGCCCCAUGGCCACGCCGGCUGCCCCGGCGACGACGGCGCAUGGAGAACUUCCGUAAGGUGCGCUCCGAGGAGGCGCCGGCCGGGGGCGGUGCCGAGGGGGGCGGCCCGGGCUCCGGGCCCUUCGCGGACCUGGCCCCGGGCGCGGUGCACAUGCGGGUCAAGGAGGGCAGCAAGAUCCGGAACCUGCUGGCCUUCGCCACCGCCAGCAUGGCGCAGCCAGCCACGCGCGCCAUCGUCUUCAGCGGCUGCGGCCGGGCCACCACCAAGACCGUCACGUGCGCCGAGAUCCUCAAGCGCCGCCUGGCGGGCUUGCACCAGGUCACGCGGCUGCGCUACCGGAGCGUGCGCGAGGUGUGGCAGAGCCUCCCGCCCGAGCCCUCGCCGGGCCAGGCGCCUGGCGCCCCGGCCGCCAGCCUCAGUGUGCUUAAGAACGUGCCCAGCCUCGCCAUCCUGCUGUCCAAGGACGCGCUGGAUCCGCGGCAGCCCGGCUACCAGCCCCCCAGCCCUCAUCCCGGGCCCUCGUCCCCGCCAGCCGCGCCGACGGCCAAGAGGAGCCGGAGCGAACCUGCCGCUGGAGAAGCCUCGGGGAAGCGGUCACAACCAGAGCCCGGCGCUGCGCACGAGGACCCGACGGCCUGAGAACUCGCUCCGGACUCCGGCCGCCUGCCACGCCUGGGUCUCUCCCCCCGGGUGCCUCUAGCCUUUCACGCCUGGAGCGCACAGCUGGGACACAGCGACUGGCGGCGUGGACCCCACGGCAGGAGGAGGAGGACCCCAGGGAAGCUUCUCGGGCUGGUUGCUGCUGUGCCCAGUACGGCCUGAAGACGCGGAGCCCACCGUCGCCUGUUCUGCCGCGUCCUGGGACCUUCAAGGGAGGGGACUCGGGGCGGUGGGGUUCUUGAGGCGUGUCUGGGUCCCCGGGCGGUUAAAGGCACCCAGCGGAGGCCCGGGGUCUGGACGCCACCGAGGAGAGCAGGGGGUGAGAGACUGGCGGCUUGAGGGUUGGGGAGUCUGGGAUGUGGGGCCUGCUCCGCGCUCCCCCACCCGGGGUCAGUUUCUAGUGUUCCCCCUGCUUCCCAGGAGCAGCCCAAGGUCCUGGUGACAGGCACUGGGGCAUCUCCCCGGGCUCUGUGUGUUUUCGCCCCCCCCCCCCCCACUUUCCCCAGGCUGGUCCGAAGGGAAAGACUGACCCAGGACCACACGCCCUGUGUCUCCUCCCCCGAGCCCCACAGCUGGAGUCUUGCAACCAAUAAA